AUGGAAAAUAGCCGCGACAAGUGUGGCUUGGGCAGUGGGGGCAAAGGGCCGGUCCGAUCAACUCCUGGUGACACCUGUGAAGCCCGGCUGGUUAAAGAAACCUCUGCCAUGUGGAAAGACACGCCAACAUGCGGUGGGCCACCAACCAGCACCCACCUGGGGAGCAGUGACCUCAACGGGGACAAAUCAAAACAAAAUGUGUCAGGAACUGUACGGCAGAACGUUAUUAUAGGAAGUAUUUUUACACUCUACAAAGAUUCCUUGUUGCGCAUGGUCUCGGAGCUCGCCUGCAUCUACUCAGCCCUCAUCCUUCAGGGUGAUGAGGUGAGGGUCGGGGAGCAGAAGGGCAAUGCCUUCAUUAAAGCAGCUGGUGUGAAGGUCGAGGCUUUCUGGCCAGGCUUGUUUGCAAAGGCUCUGGCCAGUGUCAACACCGGGAGCCCCAUCUGCAAUGGAGGGGCUGGCGGACCUGCCCCAGCAGCUGGUGCCGCACCAGCAGAAGUUCUCCCCUCCACCACUGCUGCCCCCGCUGAGGCAGAGAAAGUGGAAGCAAAGACGGAAGAAUCUGAGGAGUCCUAUGAGCACACGGACUUUGGUCUUUUUAACCAAACCUCCCCUGUAACCCAGGCAAUAAAAAGCUGAACUCUGAAAAAAGAAGUAAUGUCUUUCGUUUAUCUUUAAUCCUUCCACAAUAACAAAUCAGCUGUGGUGUUCCAGAUUACAGUUCUUUGACGAUAAAUGUACGCGAUGGUCUCUAUUUAUUUCUCUAUGCCAGGGGCCAUCACAGCAGUGACUUAACAGAUUCAAUAGAUACAUGACCAAUGGAGAAUGGUGGCAAACUGCAAGUUCAGAGGAGGAGAACAAUGAAGCAACGGCACCCAACCCACGAACCCAUGCGUUAUUUCAGUAACAUCCACUGCCACAAGAGCUCGUUAUUGCAACUAGUGCUGGGAUGCAAAUAUACCACCAGUAGUUCCUACUCUCAAAAAGUUCUUUUGUUGAGAAGAUUAAGUCAUAUUCUCACCAAAUAACCCAAUAUUCAACUACAUGUGAUAUAAGUUAAGUGCACAAGUAUGAGAAAACUGUGGAACAUGUUUAACUCAUGUGGAGAACAGACUGUUUAUCAUGGGCAUAAAUUAAGGCAACGGAUCCAGUGUAAAUCCAGAGGCCAUGCUGCAUGAGGGGUUGCCCGGCAUUACGGAGAGGGUGCUUUAGUGACAAAUGGCUCUGAGUGUGAAUUCAGGCUCAGCCACUUGCUAGCAGGGAGACCCUGGGAAGUCUCCUCAUCUGUAAAACAGAGAUAAUAACGACAUUGCAGAAGGGAUAACAAGCAGGUGUGUUCAAUGCCAGGCAUGCCUUUUUAUACUUGUUAACUGCUAGCAAUUACCAUGCAUGUGAAAAAGUCACUGAUGGGUCAAAGAAUAAAUCUGUAGUCAAGAUGAUCAUGUUCACUACUUCCAGGUGGAAGAGAGUAAACGCAGUCUGAAUGGCAAUGCCAAUGUUCUCCUACACUCACGGCUCAUUACUGAGGAGUAACCGUGAGCCGGGCUCUGUCCCAGGCUCAGGGAACCCUGUAGCUACGGAACCUUGAUUGCAGAGAACACAAUCCCACAGGGAAUCUGCAAACACCCUUGGAAACCAAGUCUGUUAUCAGAAAGCCAAAAUUAAAUGCCUAAAACUGGGACUCUCAUGGCUGAGGACGUCCAGGUUUUGGGGAGUGAGGCCCAGAAAUCAAGAGGUUCAAUGAUGUACGGAAUGACACCAGCAGUCAGUGGUGAGGCUCGGACAGAAUGGGAGCUUCACCGCGGCCUCUUGCAAAGCAGUUUCCAGCUUCGCUUCGGCACACCAAUUUGAAACUGGUUUACCACAGAUGCAGUUUUCCCUGGCUUGGGAGGUCACAGGCUUCCUUGGCAAGUGGGUUUUUUAUUCUAACAUAGAAA
Molecule: messenger RNA, 1937 nt
Organism: Phyllostomus discolor (pale spear-nosed bat)
Lineage: Eukaryota; Metazoa; Chordata; Mammalia; Chiroptera; Phyllostomidae
Product: 60S acidic ribosomal protein P1-like
Biological process (GO): cytoplasmic translation; translational elongation
Cellular component (GO): cytosolic large ribosomal subunit; ribosome
Molecular function (GO): protein kinase activator activity; structural constituent of ribosome; ribonucleoprotein complex binding
Source: RefSeq, a predicted model, not a curated record